Molecule: messenger RNA, 3147 nt
Organism: Gekko japonicus
Lineage: Eukaryota; Metazoa; Chordata; Lepidosauria; Squamata; Gekkonidae
Gene: CCNJ
Product: cyclin J
Exons: 6
Coding region: 242-1399 (385 amino acids)
Biological process (GO): mitotic cell cycle phase transition; regulation of cyclin-dependent protein serine/threonine kinase activity
Cellular component (GO): cyclin-dependent protein kinase holoenzyme complex; nucleus; cytoplasm
Molecular function (GO): cyclin-dependent protein serine/threonine kinase regulator activity
Source: RefSeq, a predicted model, not a curated record
AGCCCUUUAACAAUGGGUCGGGGGAGCCGCUCCGCUUGAGGGCUGGGGGGCUUGGAUGAGGAUGGCAGAGUGGCGCUCCAGCGGGAGGCUGCCCGGCCGCCUUCCCUGAGAGAUGCCCGCGCAGAUGCCCAGGCUGGGUCCCCUGGACCAGGGGCUGUAGGUUGGAAGGGGGCUCUGCCAAUUCCCGGCAUCGGGGCUGCCGCUGCCCCCCUGUUGACUGUCUGCCGCCUCACCCCGUCCCAUGGAGCUAGAGGGGCAGUGGUGGAAAGGACAGCUGGCCGCCGACAUCCACCAAGCGCUUCGCUAUAAGGAGCUGAAGCUUCCCUCCUAUAAAGGCCAGUCUCCCCAGUUAAACCUGAGAAGAUAUUUUGCAGACUUGAUUGCCAUUGUGAGCAAUCGCUUCAGACUCUGUCCUGCUGCCCGACAUCUUGCUGUUUACCUGCUGGACCUCUUCAUGGAUCGUUAUGACAUAUCCAUUCAACAGCUACAUGUGGUUGCUCUUUCCUGCUUGCUUUUAGCGAGCAAAUUUGAAGAGAAAGAAGACAGUGUGCCUAAACUUGAACAGCUGAACAGCUUGGGCUGUAUGACUAACAUGAACCUGGUAUUAACGAAACAGAAUUUACUGCACAUGGAGCUGCUGCUGUUAGAAACCUUUCAGUGGAAUCUCUGCCUUCCAACUGCUGCUCACUUCAUUGACUAUUAUCUCUCCAUUGCCGUUCACGAGUCAGAUCUCCAUGAUGGGUGGCCAAUGGUUUGCUUGGAAAAGACAAAGCUGUAUAUGGCAAAAUAUGCCGACUACUUUUUGGAAGUAUCUCUGCAAGAUCAUGCAUUUUUAAAUUAUGCUCCUUCGUUAGUGGCUGCUGCGUGUGUGGCUUCUUCAAGGAUUAUCUUGCGUCUUUCUCCAACAUGGCCAGUGCGACUCCAUCGUCUAACUGCUUAUUCCUGGGAUUUCCUGGUGCCCUGCAUUGAACGACUAUUGGUUGCCCAUGAUAAUGAUGUAAAGGAAGCCAACAAGCAAAAAGGACAACAUAAUUCUCAGGCGGCACCGCACAGUUUAUUUCAAACAACAGCACCUCAGCCUCCACAGCAGACACAUCUACAGCAGCACAUCCCCCAGUAUGUUCAAGCACAUCAAACUCCUCUACAGUAUCAUCAUCAAACUGGACAGCAGCAAAACUGUCAGCAGAUUGUGUCAUCUGGGCACACGUCGUCUUACCCACUGCAGACUUGCCCGGGCGGUUUACAAGGUGGUAUUCAGGCUCGAGGUCAUAUACAGACUGCUACAGGGGUGUCGUUAGCUGUACCCAUAGAAGUGAAGCCAUGUUUGAGUGUUUCCUACAACCGAAGCUACCAGAUUGCUGGACGUUACCCUUGUAUUACCCCUUGUUUUGAGAGGUGAUAACUGUAGAUUCCACAGAACCUUACAUUCUGUUGGCGUCCCAGUAAAUAAGGGCAGUAAUCUAUCAUUAAUCCUUUAUAAUGGAAGGGGAAAAGAUGGAAUACAAAUUCUUUCAGAACGGUAGCUCAGAUCACAGAUUCUGCAGACAUGAGCACGUUAACAGGAAUGUUUGUUUGACAGUGAUGGGGGGGAAAUACUGCUGGGGCACAGAAGUUCUGUUUUCAGCUGAAGCCUUCCCUCAAAAACUGGACUGACUCCAAGAUCGGUCUUCCCAGGAAAAGAAGAGAGUUUUUGAAGACCACUGUUUCUACACAUUUCCAUACAGUAUUGAACCAGACAUUAAAGUCCACCAAGUGCCAUGCUUUUCCAAAUAAGGGAGAGCAACGUGGGUAGAGAAGAGUGCUUUUCCAAACCGUGGAGAGCCAUGUGGGAGAGAGGAGCGAACCUCUUGGUCUAAAUCAGUAGUUCGGUUCUCAUCCCUGUUUAUAGUUGUGGGUUUAGUGUUAAAAUGUCCUUGGAUUAAGCUUUUUUUAUGUCUUUGAAUUCAAAGUUACUCUAUCUUUGGUUUUUGGAAACUGUUUAGAGGUAAACUUCAUGCAAGCUCAGGGAAUUAUCAAAAACUACUGUGAUACUAGUGUAUAUCAUUUUGCUCAGGAUCAGUACAGUAGCAAAUACCAAAGGGAGUUGAGAUACUCGUCCAGACUACUCCCUUAAUCUCAAAGUGUGAUUUGUAAUGAAAGAUGGAAGAGUAGCAUGCUAUUUUAAAAAUGGAGCCAAUAACGAACCAUAGCUGAUGGAGCGUUGUUUGAUUUCCCCCUAGUUUACGCAACAGAUAUCAAAACAGGUCUAAUUUUUAUUGUAUGAAUUCUCAGUUCUUGUAUGUGGGGGAAGGUACAGUUUAAAUGCUUAUAAGAAACCCAGACUUAUAUGUGACAGCUGGAGAGUGGGUAGGAAGAAGAAAUGAAAGUUCUCAGGUUAUACCAAGGCAGCUAAGUUUCCUACUUGUAUACAUCUACGAGCAGGGUUCUGUGUUCAUAUUAUUACUGACUCAAAAAUACCUUCUGGUGUGAAUUAGGCAGUUAUGUUAAUGGUGCUAAUUACAUAACUAUCAGAAUUGUGGUAGUCUCUUCAUGUUUAAAUUUGUACUCUGUGCUCUUGCCAGAAGCAGAAUUAACUUGAGUGGGGGGUACAGACAGGUGGUAAAGGUAUUAUAUGGAGUAUUUCCUCCAGCUUGCACAAGUAGGUAAUUUAACUCUUUAUAUGAUGAGACUAAAUCCAUGGAGGACUAGGUUGGGUAAUGCUCCCAUUCUGAGAGUUGGUAAUACCUGUUUCUAAAUAAUAUUGGGAUAGAACAUGAUUGUAGAAGUGUUGUUUAAUGGCAGACAUUCCUUGGAAAAGAAAGGACUGCUCCCAAACCCUUGGUAUUUUGAGGAAAAAGGCAUAGCUUGAUCUUAGAGGUGAAUGUGCUGCAAGAAAAUAUUGUUUAAGUUAGAGGAGAAGCAAUCCUCUUGUGUUGGCAAUUAUUUUAUUCUAUAAAAAUAUUUUCAGGGGGACUUGACAGAUAUUUGACAUCACAGUGGGAGCAUCUUUUGUACAACAGAGAAUGCCCUUGCUGUUUCUUUCCUAAACUCAUUUUAGUAUUUCCCUGUUAACUUUCUGUCUUCCUUGAGAGGGUAAAAAUAUGGUUGGAUAAAAGCGGAGGGGAGGCAUUGUUCAAUGGUUUAAUUUGUGGUGUUUCAUUUUAUAUU